UGAUGGUAUAAAUCAAUCAAAUAUUACAUUUGUAUUGACCAUUUUCAAGUUGUUGACCAAGGUUUUAACAAAAGUCAUUAAAGAUCAGUAGUUGCCAUCUGACAACGGCUACUUUUAUUUUUUGAAAUACUGUUAAUGGCAACACAAACGCUGACAACGGAACUGGACUACAUGUUGUGAUGGAGAGUGAAUUACUGGACCAAAUGAAUGACGAAAUGAAAAGGGCUGUUACACCUGUGACAAUUUUUAUUGGAAUUGAAACAUUUCUGGGAUUUUUUGGCAAUUUAUUUGUAUUGUACGUGUUCAUAAAACGUUACCAUGACUGUAACUUUCGCUACUUUGUGCUGUGCCUCGCUUUUCUGGACUUUAUAAGCACACUGACCACAAUGCCUGGGGAGAUCAUCACGCAGCAAUUCUGGUACAAGUAUCCAUUUCCCGUCGUCUGUAAAGUCAAGUCAUUUUUCAACGUAUUCACGGUCACAGGGGAGGCCCUAUGUCUGUGCAUAAUCGCUGUCGAACGACAUAGGAAGGUGUGUGCGCCAUUUAGAUGGCAGAUCAGGCCUCGCCAGGCGCUUAUCCUUUGCGGCGUCAUCUACUGCGUGGCUUUCGUUGUUUCCCUCCCGGCCUGGUUUCUGUGGGGAAGCCAACAGGACGUUAGGUUAUACAACGGAAGAAAUGUAACCGUCACUGUCUGUGGAAAGGAUUCCAAUUAUGAAAACAGUAGACAACCUUUAGUUUUCGGUACAUCCCUGUCUGUUUUAUUUGGACAAUGCCUGAUAGUUAUGCUCGUUCUAUAUAUACUAGUAGCAAGGAGACUCAUCUUAGGUCGUCCAUCGGCUCAAAGGCGCCACAUCUCUUGCGCGCCAACGGUAAGCAAGUUGUCUAUGUCACAAAGAAAAUCAAAUCAAAACACCGAGAUAAGCGAUGAAAGUGGCUUUACUAACUCGGACGUAUCAACAAGAAAAGGAAAAUCAACCACAGAGUCAAGCAAAACGGAAAGCCGGUCUCUGGAUGAUGAGAGCGAAGCGGUUGACAAAGAUAAAGUUUGUGUCACGGACGCCGAAACAACAUGCGAGGAUGGAGCGUUGGAAGUCCGUCACAAACAACGGAUCCGGCGUAGACGUCGCGACAAAGCGAAUAUUGUUCGCCGAAAAACGUACAUCAUGUUUGUUUUGACAAUCAUAUUCAUUGUCACAACAAUUCUGUAUUUGACGUUAUUAGCGUUUAUAUCAGAAGAAAUCUUGAAGAGUUUAAAUAUCUAUGAAAAAACCGUGUAUUUGUUCUUCUUUAGACUUGUGUUUAUAAACCAUGCUAUCAACCCUUUUGUGUACGGCUGCCUUGACCCUAAGUUUAAACAAAUAUUAGGAGAUAUUAAAAAUAUGUUUUAAGUAGCUAAGGAAAGGUUGCUUAAACUGUAUUGCCAGCUAGAUCGCCAUCAUCAGAAUUCGAUACAAAAAGUACAGCGUAGCCACGAAUAAACUGCGGCAUUUAAAACUUAAAGGGGACCUUCUGAAGACGUGCGUUCAUUCAUUCCAUCCGGAACAUAUGUGCUCUAGACACCAGGGAUUGUCCCUCAACUCUUGUGAUGUUCGUAUUAGUGUUAAAUAUUGCAUUCUGGUGUAAUUUACGCAUACUUUUUCUACCAUAUUCACAUGAAAAGACACUUUGACAAUUGCGUGUAUUCCCAUGCAAUGCAGAAU
Messenger RNA from Mya arenaria, 1700 nucleotides. RefSeq names its product neuropeptide Y receptor type 4-like. Gene Ontology annotation, cellular component: membrane. Gene Ontology annotation, biological process: neuropeptide signaling pathway. The record is from RefSeq and is a predicted model, not a curated record. Lineage: Eukaryota; Metazoa; Mollusca; Bivalvia; Myida; Myidae. The coding region runs from base 180 to 1388 and encodes 402 amino acids. Gene Ontology annotation, molecular function: neuropeptide receptor activity. The transcript has a single exon.